Molecule: messenger RNA, 1992 nt
Organism: Andrographis paniculata
Lineage: Eukaryota; Viridiplantae; Streptophyta; Magnoliopsida; Lamiales; Acanthaceae
Product: pyruvate decarboxylase 1
Exons: 7
Coding region: 129-1847 (572 amino acids)
Molecular function (GO): magnesium ion binding; thiamine pyrophosphate binding; carboxy-lyase activity
Source: RefSeq, a predicted model, not a curated record
UUCUCUAUAAAUACUUACAGUACAGACACUGAUCACUAUCAACCCACAACGCAUACAGUAUACAGAUCGUUUGACAUCAUUUUAUUCCGACAGCAAUCAUCUCUGUCUGUCCCUUCCAAAGAUCGCACAUGGAAGCGAUUCCCAUGUCACAGAGCGGGACGCUGGGCCGCCACUUGGCUCGCCGGCUGGUUCAGAUAGGCGUGAGCGACGUCUUCUCCGUUCCCGGCGAUUUCAACUUAACUUUACUCGACCACCUCAUCGCCGAACCCGGCCUGAAUCUGGUCGGCUGCUGCAACGAGCUCAACGCCGGGUACGCCGCCGACGGCUAUGCGCGAGCCAAAGGAGUCGGCGCCUGCGUCGUCACAUUCACCGUUGGUGGCCUCAGCGUCCUCAACGCCAUCGCCGGGGCGUACAGCGAGAAUUUACCGGUCAUCUGCAUUGCCGGCGGCCCCAAUUCUAACGAUUAUGGGACUAACCGAAUUCUGCAUCAUACCAUAGGGCUGCCGGAUUUCUCUCAGGAGCUCCGAUGUUUCCAGACCAUCACCUGUGCGCAGGCGGUUGUUAAUAACUUGGAUGAUGCCCACGAAUUGAUCGAUACGACGAUUUCGACAGCCCUCAAGGAAAGCAAACCAGUGUACAUUAGCAUAAGCUGUAAUUUGCCUGGUAUUCCUCAUCCAACGUUUGCCAGAGAACCUGUCCCAUUUUUUCUUGCACCAAUGACCAGCAAUCAGCUUGGCCUGGAAGCUGCAGUGGAAGCAACUGCCGAAUUUCUGAACAAAGCUGUGAAACCAGUGAUCAUAGGAGGCCCCAAGCUUCGGUUUUCCAGGGCGCAACAAGCAUUUAUCGAUCUUGCAGAUUCUUGUGGCUAUCCGAUUGCUGUUAUGCCGUCGGGAAAGGGAUUGGUUCCAGAGCACCAUCCUCACUUCAUCGGGACAUACUGGGGUGCAGUGAGCUCCAGCUUCUGCGGGGAGAUAGUAGAAUCUGCUGAUGCAUAUAUGUUUGUUGGACCCAUUUUUAAUGACUACAGCUCCGUUGGGUAUUCAUUGCUGAUCAAGAAGGAGAAAUCCGUGAUCGUGCAGCCAAAUCGUGUGACUAUCGGCAAUGGCCCUUCGUUUGGUUGGGUAUUCAUGAAAGAUUUCCUCGCUGCAUUGGCGAAAAAGCUGAAGAAGAACAGCACAGCUAUGGAGAAUUACCGAAGGAUAUAUGUUCCUUGCGGUGUUGCUUUGAAGCGCGAAAAUGAAGAGCCACUCAGAGUGAACAUUCUCUUCAAGCACAUUCAGGAAAUGCUGUGUGGUAACACUGCAGUGAUUGCUGAAACUGGAGAUUCAUGGUUCAAUUGUCAGAAGCUUCGCCUCCCGGAAAACUGCGGCUAUGAAUUCCAAAUGCAGUAUGGAUCCAUCGGGUGGUCCGUCGGCGCAACUCUUGGUUAUGCUCAGGCUGUGAAGGACAAGCGCGUCAUCGCCUGCAUUGGAGAUGGAAGUUUCCAGGUUACAGCUCAAGAUGUUUCUACUAUGAUAAGAUGCGGACAGAGGAGCAUAAUAUUCCUGAUCAACAAUGGAGGGUACACGAUCGAAGUAGAGAUUCACGACGGUCCAUACAAUGUAAUCAAGAAUUGGGACUACACAGGUCUUGUGGACGCCAUCAACAACGGACAAGGCAAAUGCUGGACAGCCAAGGUGAAGACAGAAGAUGAACUGGUGGAAGCAAUAGCAACAGCAACUGGCCCAGAAAAAGAGUCACUGUGUUUCAUCGAAGUUUUUGUUCACAAGGAUGACACCAGCAAAGAAUUGCUGGAAUGGGGCUCCCGCGUCUCUUCUGCUAAUAGUCGACCCCCAAAUCCGCAAUAGGGGUCCUGUUUUCAAGCUUCUGCAGAAAUAAAAGAUUUGGUUCCACUGUUUGUUUCCUACCUUACUGUAAUUAGAUUGUCUUGUAGAAGACAGAUAUGUCAAGUUUGAGGAAAAGAAAUAAAAAUCGUGUCGUGUGGCGUGGAAA